UGACCCCAUCCUUUGAAUAUAUCUAUAAAAAGCCUCUACCCUUCUCUAUCUUCUUUGUAAUAAGCCAAAAACCUCUUUCUCUUUCUCCUAAUCUCUCUUUCUUUUUCUCUCAAAAAUAUUGCUUGCUUACCUCCUCAAACUAAUAUCAAAGCAAACUCUCACAAACUUCUCAAAUCAAAAGCUUAUCUUUUGAUAUAUCAUCACUUUGUGUUCAAACAUAUACAUAUCCAAAGUAGGGUGAUCAAAUUUUCAAUAUUUCAUGGAAGUGGAAGGAAGUGUAAUAAGCAACUCAAACAGCACCAUGCUCCAAAGUGAUGAUGAGUUGGAUCUUCGACGAGGGCCAUGGACCGUCGAUGAAGAUCUUGCUCUCAUCAAUUACAUUGCAAAUCAUGGUGAAGGUCGAUGGAAUACUCUUGCUCGUUCCGCUGGACUCAAGCGAACUGGCAAGAGUUGUAGAUUGAGAUGGUUGAAUUAUCUUCGUCCAGAUGUUCGUCGUGGCAACAUCACACUUGAAGAACAACUUCUUAUUCUUGAACUUCAUAGUCGUUGGGGAAACCGAUGGUCUAAAAUUGCUCAAUACUUACCGGGAAGAACAGACAACGAGAUCAAGAAUUAUUGGAGAACCCGUGUCCAAAAACAUGCCAAACAACUCAAAUGUGACGUAAACAGCAAGCAAUUUAAAGAUGCUAUGCGAUACCUUUGGAUGCCAAGGCUAGUGGAGCGCAUCCAAGCUGCCGCAUCCACCUCCGCCACCCUAGCCACCGCCACUAAUAAUGGUUUACCAAGUGGUACAACGACGGUCACCACCAACAAUACACCAUACAACAUAAACAACAAUUUUGAUGUCCAUAGUGACGCGAACAUGUUAACUCCAACAAUUAUGAACACCAACAGUUUAUGUGGUUCACAUGUUGCACAAAGUUAUACCCCGGAAAAUAGUAGCAAUGGCGCCGCAGCAGCAUCAUCGGAUUCAUUUGGGACACAAGUUUCGCCUAUCUCGGAAUUGACUCAAGAUUACUACAAUGUCCCAGUUGGUAGUAACAACAAUAAUAACCCUAAUUCUGAUUAUUACCAACAAGCUCAACAAUUUGGGUUUUUUGAUUGCAUAACUAGCCCAUCUGGAUUGUUCCCUCAAAUGGAUUUCAAUUCCAUGGAACCAAACACUCCUUGGAUUCAAGGGGACACAUCUGACAAUUUCUGGAAUGUUGAAAACAUGUUGCUCUUUCAACAUCCCAAUGACAACAUGUGAAAGUAAGGAAAAGGAGUUAUAAUGAAAUAUAUAUUACAGAUGAUAAAAUAAUAGAAGUAGAAAAAUGAGCAAAUAUAAUAAAUUCAUAUGUAGGACACACAUGUAGAUUUUAAAUUAAGGAAUAUAAGAACAAAGAAGAAAAUGUGAAUUA
Molecule: messenger RNA, 1400 nt
Organism: Medicago truncatula (barrel medic)
Lineage: Eukaryota; Viridiplantae; Streptophyta; Magnoliopsida; Fabales; Fabaceae
Product: MYB-like transcription factor EOBI
Exons: 3
Coding region: 260-1249 (329 amino acids)
Biological process (GO): regulation of DNA-templated transcription
Cellular component (GO): nucleus
Molecular function (GO): DNA-binding transcription factor activity; sequence-specific DNA binding
Source: RefSeq, a predicted model, not a curated record